Culex pipiens pallens (northern house mosquito) is the source of this 859-nucleotide messenger RNA. Its product is annotated as DNA topoisomerase 2-like. Gene Ontology annotation, biological process: resolution of meiotic recombination intermediates; sister chromatid segregation. Lineage: Eukaryota; Metazoa; Arthropoda; Insecta; Diptera; Culicidae. The transcript is spliced from 3 exons. The coding region runs from base 521 to 859 and encodes 112 amino acids. The record is from RefSeq and is a predicted model, not a curated record. Gene Ontology annotation, cellular component: nucleus.
UUAUUCCUAGAAACAAACGCUCUUUCGUCAGGAAAGUCACCAGCUCGAACCGGCCGCCCCGAUACAUACCUCGCGUCGUGUUGCCACGGUGGUCACAUGCGCUAAGACAGAAACUUCUGUUCUGCCCUGACGUGUGGCAUCAAAUCAUUCGGUGCCACGCCGUGGGGAGCAGCUAUCAUCCCAAGCGCUUCACAUCGGUUCCCGCUAACAAACAGCAGCAGCAAUGCCAUUGCCCAGAAUCAACUCUCACCACAGGAGCAGGAGAAACCGACCUCAGCACAAGUGGAACCGUUUAUUCAAACUUUUAUUCUCAAAAGUUGGCUUUCAGGAGCCACGUUACAGGUAGCCGCUGGUCAUAAGUGGCCACGGGACGUUUAAGAGGAACAGUUCUACAGAUAUGGAGGAAUAGUCUGACAUCUCGGAGAAGGGCUUCCAGCAGGUUUCGUUUGUCAACUCGAUCGCUACGACCAAGGAAGGUCGCCACGGAGACUACGUCUAGGACAUCAUCGUGAAGCAGCUGAUGCUGAAGCUGAAGGAGAACAUGAAGCUGCAGGUCAAGAGCUUCUGCUCGAAGUGCGUCAUGUCGGAGAAGUUCGUCGCGGCCGUGUUAAAGCGUGGCAUCGUCGAAUUGGUUCUGCAAUGGGCCAAGUUUAAGGCUCAGACUGAGUUGAGCAAGGCUUCCGGUUCGAAAAAGUCGAAGAUCCAGAGCGUUCCCAAGCUGGAGGAUGCCAACGAUGCCGGUACGAAGUACUCGGAGGAGCGGUACCUGCACAAGAAGACCACCCGAGCGAUUUUCUACAAGAAGAUUAUCAACCCGGAUUUGGAUUUGUUCUCCAACUCGGACAACGUUCGAGCGUAA